Electrophorus electricus (electric eel) is the source of this 2460-nucleotide messenger RNA. The record is from RefSeq and is a predicted model, not a curated record. Lineage: Eukaryota; Metazoa; Chordata; Actinopteri; Gymnotiformes; Gymnotidae.
UUUGGUGGUUAUUGUUGCAAUACAAUUUAUUUAUUGUAUUUCAUAAAGGAGGACAUGGCUGCCUUAUUUUGUAGAUCAUAUCUCUUCGUUCAGAUUCUCCUGCCUUUGUCUUUGUACCAUUUUUCGUCCGGUCAGACUGUGUAUUCCGUGACAGAGGAAGUGCACAAGGGAACCGUGGUUGGAAAUAUGGCGAAGGAUCUUAACUUCAAUGUUCGAGAAAUGGAGUCACGUAUGUUUCAGAUAGUGUCCGGAUCAAACAAGAAGUAUUUUGAUGUAAACCUAAAGACUGGUGAGUUAUUUGUAAAUGAGAGAAUCGAUCGAGAGGAUCUUUGUUUCGGAAGCCAAACGUGUUUUUUACAUCUUGAGGCAAUUGCGCAAAAUCCAUUAAGACUUUUCAGUCUCAGUGUCAAUAUACUAGAUGUAAAUGACAACGCCCCGUUAUUCCCUUAUAAAACAUAUGAUAUAAACAUUACCGAACACGCAUUUCCCGGUGACAGAUAUCCUUUACCCCGGGCAAGUGAUGCAGACAUAGGCAUUAACUCAGUUAAAAGCUACAAGCUUAGCCCAAACGAACAUUUUUCGCUUAACAUCCAGAGCGGGGGAGAGCAGAGUAUCUCACCACAAUUAGUUUUGCAGAAAGCCUUGGACAGAGAGAAGCAGCCAGUGAUUAAACUUGUGCUCACUGCUGUUGACGGAGGAAAGCUUCCCAGGUAUGGGACGCUUGAUGUGAUUAUCGAUGUAAUUGAUGUAAAUGACAAUACGCCGUCAUUCAGUAAAGAAAUGUACAAAGUUAGUGUCCCAGAAAACACGGCAAUUGGAACACCGGUUAUUAAAUUGAACGCUAGUGACAUGGACGCGGGAGUGAAUGGAGAGAUCGUUUACUCUUUGAUAAGUCAUGGGAAAGAAAAGGCAUCCGACAUUUUUCUCGUAGAUCCAGUCACUGGUGAAAUCACGGUGAAAGGACAGUUGGAUAGAGAGGACAGCGCAGCGUUUGAGCUUCACGCCCAGGCCCAGGAUAAGGGCGCUUCCCCUCGGUCAUCUCAUUGCAAAGUUUUAAUCGAAGUGCUCGACGUAAAUGACAACGCUCCAGUCAUAUCUAUUACGUCUCUGACAGGCACAGUGAGAGAAAACUCGAAUUCCGGUACUGCAGUUGGGUUAAUAGCAAUUGCGGAUAACGAUAUAGGUAAAAACGGAGAGAUCAGUGCUCGGGUUACAGAAUCUAGUCCGUUUAUACUUCAGCCGUCUUACAAAAACUAUUACUCAUUAGUGGUGGAUGGACCUCUGGACAGAGAGAGAGUGUCCCAGUAUAACAUCACUAUAACGGCUACCGACAAAGGCAUGCCGGCGCUGUCCAGCAACAUGGGUCUUACUAUUCAUAUUGUUGAUGUGAAUGACAAUGCUCCACGUUUUUCAAACACCAUUAUGGAUUUUUAUGUGAAGGAAAACAGUCCGGCUGGGGACAUCAUAGCAACAGCGACUGCGGAAGACCCAGAUAUCAAUGAAAAUUCUCAAAUCAUAUAUUCUUUGAUUCCCGGGAAUGGUAUGGAAAGUUCACUAACUUCUAUGGUUAACAUUAACCCCGCAAGUGGUGAAAUAUACAGUAAACAGUCAUUUAAUUAUGAGGAGGUCAAAUCAUUCCAGUUUCAAAUUCAGGCCACUGACUCUGGUGUUCCACCUCUCAAAAGUAACUCGACUGUUAAUGUGUUUAUCCUGGAUGAGAAUGAUAACAGUCCAGUUAUUCUACCACCAUAUUCUGAACCCGGAUCUGUUAACACUGAGAACAUUCCCUACUCUGCUGAAGUGGGUUACUUUGUGGCUAAAAUCAGAGCUGUAGAUGCCGAUUCUGGUUAUAACGCAUUGCUGUCUUACCAUAUAACUGAACCUAAGGGAACUAAUCUCUUCCGCAUUGGAACCAGCACUGGAGAAAUAAGGACUAAAAGACGAAUGAGUGACAAUGACUUAAAGACUCAUCCGCUUGUUAUCACUGUCUCGGAUAAUGGAGAAUCACCACUAUCAGCGACUGUAUCUGUUGAAAUUUUGGUUCUUGAAAAUAUUGAUGAACUGCAAACAUCCAUAAGGCACGUUCCAAUUAGGGAGGAAGGUUUUACUGAUCUGAAUCUGUAUCUGCUCAUCGCAAUUGUCUCAGUAUCAGUGAUAUUUUUGCUGAGCCUCAUUGGUUUAAUAGCAGCUAAAUGCUACAGGACUGAUGGCAGUUUCAGCGGGUACAGCGCUCCAGUGGUCACUACACACCCUGACGGGAGCUGGUCUUACUCUAAAUCCACUCAGCAGUAUGACGUGUGUUUUAGCUCAGACACACUGAAGAGUGACGUAGUGGUUUUCCCAUCGCCGUUUCCGCCUGCAGACACAGAACUGAUCAGUAUUAACGAAGGAGACACUUUUACUCGGACACAAACUCUUCCUAGUACUGGGAAGGUAAGAACCACGUUUGUUGUACCUUAA